Molecule: messenger RNA, 1358 nt
Organism: Rotaria sordida
Lineage: Eukaryota; Metazoa; Rotifera; Eurotatoria; Philodinida; Philodinidae
Source: the annotation of a GenBank genome assembly
AUGACCAAUAAGAAUAUUAGCGAGGACUGUCUUUAUCUGAAUGUCUGGUCACCGGUCGGUAGUGGUGUCGAUGGUCCGCUCAAACCAGUUAUGGUAUGGAUUCACGGCGGAGGUCUACUUGUAGGCUCUCCCAGUGAAUACAGUUACCAUGGUGACUUGCUGUCUGCCAGAGGAGAUGUGGUUGUCGUAUCGGUUUCAUACAGGCUCAACAUAUUUGGUUUCUUGUAUUCUGGUGAUAGUCGAGCACCUGGCAAUGUCGGCCUUUUGGACCAGAAUCUAGGUCUCAAAUGGGUUAAUGAUAAUAUACAUUAUUUUGGUGGAGACCCCAAUAAGGUGACAAUUUUCGGCGAAAGCGCUGGUUCUUGGUCUGUGAGUCUGCACAUAAUAUCACCGAAAAGUCGAAAUUUAUUCAAGAAUGCAAUCAUGAGUUCGGGCGCUUAUCUCAACAAAUUCGAUGACGACAGCGGUUUGGAUCAUAUAAAGCGCUGGCUUAAAGGCGCUGCAAGGAUUGGUUGUUCCGAUCCAUUGAGCCUAGGAACAUUUUUCACCCAGCAAAUAAUGGACUGCCUUAGAGCUGCAGAUAUUUCCGAAUUGAUAAAAGUCACCGAUUUCUUUGACCUGAUAACCGGAUCAGUUAAGGUGUUUCCUCUCGUGGUCAGCGACGGAGAUUUCCUAUCGAACAAGCCAAGAGAUAUGUUGAGCUCGGGUAAUUUUAAAACAAAUGUUAACCUAAUGAUCAUCACUGUUGAGGACGAGGGUGCUUUUCUGCUCAACAAUUUCAACGAUACCGUGAUAUUCGAUGCCUUGAAUCCAAAGAAUAUGACUUAUAGUGAAGCCUAUAAUUAUUUACGAGAUAUGUCUGGUAGAAUGAAUAGCGAACUGCCUAUCAAUGGAGAAGAUGUGGCGAAACUGUAUUUCACGGGACUGUCCGACGGCGACCCCAAUGAAACACUGUUGAAAACUCUAGGCAUAGCAACUGGUGACUAUUUCCUUGCCUGUCCCACUAAGCUCUUCGCCAAAACAGUCUUCUCCAAGAGUAAUUACCAUGCUAAUGUCUUUGAGUACUACUUCAACGCCAAACUACAAAACAAUGGCUUUUGUUCCUAUUGGAUGGGUGUCUGUCAUGCACAUGAUGUGGACCCCAUGUUUGGCAUACCUUUCAUCGAUCCUUACGCCAACGACUAUACGGAUAGGGCACGCGAGAUCUCCGGUCAAAUGAUGCAAUUCCUCACUGGUUUUGCCAAAACAGGGUAUACUUGUUAAAAUCAAUUUUGAACCACGAUUAUUUAUUAAUUUCUUUCUUAGGAAACCCACGCCUCAAAACGGAGCUGAAUGGCCAAGUUAUUUUACAAUUAACG